This is a messenger RNA of Tarenaya hassleriana, 2353 nucleotides long. Its product is annotated as U-box domain-containing protein 15. Gene Ontology annotation, cellular component: cytoplasm; nucleus. Lineage: Eukaryota; Viridiplantae; Streptophyta; Magnoliopsida; Brassicales; Cleomaceae. The record is from RefSeq and is a predicted model, not a curated record. Gene Ontology annotation, biological process: protein ubiquitination; cell surface receptor signaling pathway. Gene Ontology annotation, molecular function: protein binding; ubiquitin-protein transferase activity. The transcript is spliced from 4 exons. Bases 159 to 2102 code for a protein of 647 amino acids.
GUUCCCCACAAUAGCGGCAGCUUCUUCGGAGAAAAAGAACAACUCCAUCCUCCAAAUUGCUGAAAUCGAACAUUAGGGUUUCUGUUUCCUUCACCUCGCGUGUCUACCCCUCACCCAUUUGGUCCGAAGCGAGUGGGAAGGAUUCUCUGACGGUGUUCAUGGACGCGGGAAGAAUCGGAGAUGAUGGAGAGGUCGUCGUCGAGGAAGUCUCGGUGGUCGCGGUGAUGGAGGACAGUUCCUCUGGUGGUGAUCACGGCGAUCCGGUGAGCGAGAUCGUGGCGGUGAUCGAGUCGGUGGCUCAGCUAAGCGAUUAUCGACGGACGCAGAGGAAGGAAUGCUUCAACCUCGUUCGGAGGUUGAAGCUUCUGAUUCCGUUGUUGGAGGAGAUUCGGGAUACGGAAGCGCCUUUGCCGGAUAAUUGCGGCCGGUUUCUGUCUUGUUUGAAGAAGGUGGUUCUCCUGGCGAGGAAAUUGUUGAAGACAUGCAACGACGGUAGCAAAAUUUUUCUGGCUUUGGAUGGCGAAUCCACGAUGAUCAAGUUUCAUUCAGUUUAUGAGAAGUUGAACCAGGUUUUGCUUGAGGUCCCGUUCGACGAAUUGACGAUUUCAGAUGAAGUGACGGAACAGGUGGAUUUCUUGUGUAAACAACUGAAAAGGGCAAAGAGACGGACAGACACACAGGACAUAGAGCUCGCGGUGGACUUGAUGGUAGCGUUUUCGAAGACGGAUAAAAGGAAUGCAGAUAGCGCCAUCAUAGAGAGGCUCGCAAAAAAGCUUGAACUACAGACCGUGGAGGACCUGAAGACAGAAGCCAUAGCCCUAAGUAACCAUAUGCGAGAAAAAGGAGGGCACAACUCGGAGACUAUGCAGCAGAUGAUUGAUCUUCUUAAUAAGUUCAAGAAUCUUUUAGGUUUGGAAGAAACUGACAUUCUUCGCGAGCCCAUGGUGCCUAAAUUGCUAACCAAGUCUACCUCGCUUAUAGUUCCUCAUGAGUUUCUCUGCCCGAUCACGCUGGAAAUAAUGGUAGACCCAGUUAUCAUCGCAAGUGGACAGACGUAUGAGAAGGAAAGCAUACAGAAAUGGUUUGAUGCAGGCCACAGGACAUGUCCGAAAACGAGACAGACGCUGGGUCAUCUUUCGCUUGCCCCUAAUUAUGCUCUGAAGAACUUGAUCUGGCAGUGGUGUGAGAAGAACAACUUCAAGCUUCCUGAAAAGGAAGUCCCUUCCUGCUCGAGGUGCGACUCAGAGCAGAAUGAAGAAGCAUCAUAUCUGGUGGAAGAACUAUCAUCGAGCCAAUUAGAAAGGCAGAGGAAAGCCGUGAAACAGAUACGUGUGCUUGCCAGAGAGAAUCCCGAAAACAGAGUUCUAAUAGCUAAUGCAGGAGGGAUCCCGCCAUUGGUACAGCUCCUUUCUUACCCUGAUUCUGGAAUCCAAGAAAACGCAGUAACGGCUCUGUUGAAUCUUUCUAUCGACGAGAACAACAAGAAACUCAUCUCAAACGAAGGAGCCAUUCCAGCCAUAGUAGAAAUUCUGCAAAGUGGAAACACCGAGGCGAGAGAAAACUCUGCAGCAGCUUUGUUUAGUUUAUCAAUGCUCGAUGAGAACAAAGUGACAAUUGGGUUAUCAAAUGGGAUUCCCCCGUUGGUUGAUCUGCUUCAAAACGGGACUAUACGAGGCAAGAGAGACGCUCUCACUGCAUUGUUCAACUUGUCCCUCAAUUCAGCUAACAAAGGGAGAGCCAUUGAUGCCGGUAUCGUCCAACCUCUUCUCCAGCUCCUCAAAGACAGAAACCUGGGCAUGAUUGAUGAAGCCCUCUCUGUUUUCUUGCUUCUAGCAUCGCACCCCGAGGGGCGCCACGUCAUCGGGCAACUCUCAUUCAUCGAAACACUCGUGGAUUUCAUCCGAGAAGGCACGCCCAAGAACAAAGAAUGUGCAGCCUCUGUUCUGCUGGAGCUAGGCUCGAACAACUCGUCGUUCAUACUAGCGGCGCUUCAGUUUGGUGCGUAUGAACAUCUGGUAGAGAUAAGGAACUCAGGGACGAACAGGGCACAGAGGAAAGCCAAUGCUCUCAUACAACUGAUCCGCAAAUCCGAACAAAUUUAGAGAAGGUUAAUACUACAUGAAUGUUUUCAUCAGGUAAAAAUCCUCAUCUUUCCCUUCCGUUCCCUCUUUAAUGUUUUUAGGUUUUGCAAAUAUUUGUUUUGUAAUUCAUUCAUUGUCUGUUGUAUAUUAGUCCAUCGUCGGGAUGGGAAUUCAUAUUCAUUCAUAAUAAAUGCAUGAAUCAAUUUGGUUUAGUUCGGUUUAUUUGGUUUCAGUUUGGUUUAGGGUUAGUGUUUCGGGUUCUUUGGUUUCAA